This is a messenger RNA of Besnoitia besnoiti, 3234 nucleotides long. RefSeq lists its product as uncharacterized. The record is from RefSeq and is a predicted model, not a curated record. The coding region runs from base 1 to 3234 and encodes 1077 amino acids. Lineage: Eukaryota; Apicomplexa; Conoidasida; Eucoccidiorida; Sarcocystidae. The transcript has a single exon.
AUGGCGCUGAGCUACUGCGCCUCUCCGCGUGCCGAGGACGCAUACAUCGCGCAAAGACCGGCGGCGGAUGUGAAGAGGAAUGCGCGCAGUCGCUUAGGCCCGUCAUCUGCCGGCACGCUGUCAGAUCGAAGGCUGCUCCAUCUCAACAGUCGCAGGAGAAACGUGCGCUGCGGACUCGGAUCUUCAUCCUUUUCACGUUCGCGGCGAGGCAGCUGGACGCCUCCGCGCUUUUCUUCUUCUGCGGGACUCGUCCCAGACGACGACAAGCCCGUCGACGACAAGGACGACUUUUUCCUUUCCGUUCUCCCCUUCUUCUUGCAAAAUCUGGUCUCCUCCUUCCUCAUCUCACCCAACUUCUCUUCUCCGCCGGCCGACGUCGCCGUCUCGUCUCCUCACGCCUCCAACACGGCCGCGCCGGCACCGCCCACGCCACCGGCAAAAGCCGCGCCGUCUUCUUCUUCUUGUCCCUCGCCUCUCCACUUUGUCUCGCUCCUCUCCGUGAACGCCUCCUCCUCUGCACUCCCGGCGUACGCGCCGUCCCCCGCUGCCACCUCGCUCCAGCCCGCGGCCUCAGCGGCGGCGGAGCCUGAGGCCUCCGGAGACGGAAAGACUGGAGAGAGCUCGUUCCGCGCCGUUGCCCAGAGGCGCGGCGACUACGAAGAGGCGUACGAUGCGUUCGUGGCUGUAGCGCAGCGCGUUGUUCGCAGCUUUUUCCUGCGACCCUCGCAUUCCUCGUCUGCUGGCGAGGAUCAACUGCCUGUCGAGGGCACUCGCCUCGCGGCGAAGACUGCGUUUUACGGCCUCCUGACCGCGGCCUGCUCCGCGGCGUACACGGCCGCGGCGCGCGCAGCUGAGGCCGGCGAGCGGCUCUCCGACCUCGCAGGCUACUACUCCUCGUCGCACCCUUCGUUCUCCUCUCCGUUCUCUUCGUCUUUCUCUUCUUCGGGUUCCUCUUCGCUCUCCGCGUCGUCGUCGGCUGUCUCCUUCUCGUCUGACCUCUCCGCAGCGUGCGCCGCCGCGCUUUCGAGCUUCGCGACGGCCGUUCGGAGCCUGCGCGGCGACGAGGAAGGCGAGUACAGCGAAGAAGGAGACGACGGCUUCUUCACCUCGCUCUCUCAGCUGAUUGAGCUCGGCGCAGGGAACUCUCUCUGUCCGCGGCGCGCGCCUCGCGGGACGCGAGUGAGAGUCGCGCCGCGGCUGUGUCAGCCUCUCCCAGCCGACGGCGACGCCGAGGACAGGUCCUCGCCGUCGCCUCCGCCGCGCAGGAGACGGCGCGUGGAAGUCUCUUCUCUGUUUGGAGCGGAUUCAGACGGCGCGGCUCCGCUGCCUGGAAGCGAAGCCUGGUUCUCGAGCGACUUUGAGGAAGCGCGAGAGUUGGAAAGUGUGUGUUCUCGCUGGUCGAGCUGCGUCUCUCUCCUCCCCAGCGGCUCGCCAGACUUUGCGGGGUUCUCCGGUGGAGACGAGCUCGGAAGACGCGGCAAGCGCAGGCGCCAGACGCGUGGAGCUUCCUCGCCAGCGACGGCCGGCUCCCAGUCGAGCGCCUCCUCGCCUCGAGAGAGCGACAACGAAGACGAGGCGGCCUGCGCGCGGGCGCGUGAGCAGAGAGCGACAAGCGUGCGGAAGCACUCGGCCUUCAACUACGACCCUCGCCAGUUCGCCCAGGAAGCGGCCGAGCGGCUCGCCGCUGUCGCAGCCGCAAUCUUUCUUCAGCUGCGCGGAGGAGAUCCCGAGCGCGACGCCCCUGUCGCGGGCGGCAGAAGCGCAAGCAGCGAGGCCGAUCGAGGUGUGCUACGCGACUGCGAGUCUGGCGAGCCGCGGGAGGCAGGCGGCGCCCCGAAGCUCUCCAGAGGAGACAGACGCCACGCGCCUUCUCCUUCUGAACCCACGGGCGCCGCGAGUCCGUCGGCGGCGAGCUCACACCGCGCCACACGUCUGCUGAGUCGAACCAGCAGCGCGAGUGCAGUCAGGUCGGAGUGCGCAUGCGCGGUAGCAGAGGCCGCUGUGGCUCCAGAUCGCCUCUUUCGAACGCUGCCGCUCCACGCUCAGUUCCUCAAUCAGGCCACAAAUCUCAGUCCGCGUCUUCCGUCGAGUCCGCAUAGACCGGCGGAGAGCCCGCGGUCUCUAUCCCUGCCGUCUUCUUCAGAGGCGUUUCCGUGCGCUGCGGGGUGGACAUUCUGUGCGUCGGCGCCCGCGAGCGCGCGGAAGGAGAGGAAAGCCGCUGCAGUGCUCCCCCCCUCGCCUAGAUCCGCGGUGGCUGCUCCACCUCCCGCGGACGACGACGCGCCCACCGCCGGCCGCAGGGUCACGGCAGCCCGACGCCCGCUCUCGCCGCGUCAGGACAGCGACUUCCCGUCGGUGGCGAGUGUCGCUGAAGCCGGGAAAGGGCGGAGGCGGUCGCAUAGCGGAGGCCGAGAGGCUCCCAAGCGGCGGCGCGACAGCGACGCGAGUCCGUCGCGGAGAGUCGCUCGGCAAGAGCAAGACUCGAGUGAAGACGACGAGGGCGUCUUUCUAGCCUCGCGGACGUCUUCCGGCGUGGCAUUGCCCGCCUCACCCCGUCCAGAUCGUUCCUUUUUCUCGGGGCUGCUGGCUCGCGCGUUCAGCCUGAAGAAGGACUUGCUCUACGGCGGAGAGAAGUGCAGGCGAACUCGGUUUCCUUCUUCAGCUUCUUCGUCGGAGGCGUGCGCGCUUCCCGGUGAGACGUCUCGAAGCCCCGGCGGCUUCCCACAGGCGCUGCCGUCGCGCAUCCCUUUCUCGCUAGGCGGCGCGCCCGCUCCUACCCCGGCGCACGAAGACGCGCGUGAGGCCUGCGCGGACUCGGCGCGCAUCGGAGGAGGGCGACGGCUGUCGCUUUCGGGUCGACAGCCGUUUCCGCCCUUCUCGCUGCUUCCCCAGGCGCGCGCCUCGCCACUUGGCGCGCGAGGAAGGCUUCAGGUCGUGGCGGCGGAGAGCGAGGCGCGCACAGAGUCUGCAGAGGCCCUCCUCAGAGAGGCGGGAAGCCCGCGAGUCGGCGAAGGCCGAGGAGGCGGAGGCAGGACGCGCGCUGCAGAGGGAGGCGAGCGAGCGAGAGAGGCGUUCGCGACGCACGACAGAGCCGAAGAAGAAGACCAUUUCUCUGGAUACGGCGCCUAUUUGGCGUGGCAUGAAGAUAAGUGGCAAGAAACGGUUUUUGACCAAGUCGAGGUGGCUGACGUGGACAUCGAUCCGCUCGAGAGAGUCGGGUGUGUGGUGAUGUAG